Molecule: messenger RNA, 1404 nt
Organism: Spinacia oleracea (spinach)
Lineage: Eukaryota; Viridiplantae; Streptophyta; Magnoliopsida; Caryophyllales; Amaranthaceae
Product: protein MAINTENANCE OF MERISTEMS-like
Exons: 5
Coding region: 242-1249 (335 amino acids)
Biological process (GO): meristem development; meristem maintenance
Source: RefSeq, a predicted model, not a curated record
UUUGGAUCUAUGAGCACUUUCCGACUUUGGCGCCGGAGCGUACUAGAGAUGCGGCUUACCCGUAUGCUGCCUCUUGGAUAGGAGCAGUGCGUCCCUGGCGGCUUCUCGCAGAGCUUGGAGAGUUUUGCCUGCUGAUAGGGUGGUAUGGCGUCCUUUUGCCAACGCGGUUGUACCUGCCUCAGCUGCUCGUGCCCAUUUCCUGUCUGGGCGGCGGGUUUUGCUUCCAGGGCUGUACCGCCAUAUGUGGUAUCUGGGGGAGCGAGUGUCCCCUCGACACCAUUCAGGGGAUAGGCUUGUCCCCAAAGAUCCGCCGGAGUCCAUGCUGGCGUUGGAUGAAGAGUUGGCCCGGCUCUAUGCGGAGGCUAGGGGCGAGGCCGUUUGCCGCUCUUGGAGAGAGUUUGUACACAGGAAGGGGAGCUAUGACGACUUCCUGAGGAGGCUGGCUCCACCAAUACGCUACGUACUGCCGGAGGAGGAGGUUGAUCCUGAGGACAUUCCUCAUGCUGAUAGGAUCCUCCGCUAUGAGAACUCGGACGGGGAAGAGGUGGUGGAGACCAUUCCUUGGGCUUCUCCUCCGCACCGGAAAUCAUAUGAUGCUGUAACUGAGCAUUACGCCCCUGCGCCUCGGGCGAGAGUGCGUCGCUGGAUGCUCUUGCUUGAUUCUUGGAAGAGGCAGUGCGCCAAGCUGACCCGGAAGCUUUCUGGCCGGAACAUAGAGGAGCGCCGUAGGGACUCUGUUGACAGGGAGCCUCAGGCGGAGACGUCCUUGGGACGAGAGGGACCGAGCUUGGAGCUGGGACAGGGGUCCGGUGCUGGUGCUCAUCAGAGGCAUUCUGAUGUUGAGUGGAGAGCUUCCCCUUUUGUACAUGUUGACCACACCAGGCAUUCAUUCGAGGUGCUAGCGGUUCACGACCCUUUGUUCCUCCUUCCGGCUAUUACUUCGGAGGAAGUGGUCCUCAUCCUUGGGGUGCGGGUUUAUGGGCUUGCUACGCGGAGAUGGAUAGGAUGCGCCAGGCUCAGAUGUUUGGGUCGUACCCGUAUAUGCCGAUGCCGCCGCCUUAUCAGUAUUCCUCUCCUUAGCAGGGAGUUCAUCCCUCCACUGGCACACUUCGUAUUUCGAAGCAGGAUCCUAGUACCCCUGGGACGGAGCUGGAUCAGGAGCUGGAGCGCUUUAGGAGGCGUAACAGGGACAAGGGGCCUGUGGUUGAUAUCACUGCUGAUGAUGACUCAGACUGAUCCUGCAUGGUAGCGAGUUCCAGCUUGCCUUGGUUGAUUUUGUAUAGGUUGUGUUUGUAUGGCUUGAAACUUGAAUUUUUUUUUGUGUGGUUUGUAUGGUUUUGAACUUGAAUUGGUUUGUAAAAUUUGAAGAUUGGCUUUUGCAUGUCUGAAUGCUUGAAAUUGUAU